Mauremys reevesii (Reeves's turtle) is the source of this 3762-nucleotide messenger RNA. RefSeq names its product deoxyribodipyrimidine photo-lyase-like. The record is from RefSeq and is a predicted model, not a curated record. Gene Ontology annotation, biological process: photoreactive repair. The transcript has 10 exons. Bases 212 to 1867 code for a protein of 551 amino acids. Gene Ontology annotation, molecular function: deoxyribodipyrimidine photo-lyase activity. Lineage: Eukaryota; Metazoa; Chordata; Testudines; Geoemydidae.
CCACGUUGUGUAAACGGGCCCGGAGCAGCCGCUGCAGCCGGGCGGGGAGCGGGUCUGCGGGACCCCGGAGCCGCAGCCCAGAUAGCUUGUUAGCGUGAAACUGCUGCUGGGAAGGUUGGCUGGAGCCGUCUCCUCUGCAGCUGGCCGGCGUGGCUGCUGGAGACCGCACGGCGUGUCGGAGCUGUGCCCGCCCCGUAGGACGGCAGUGAGCAUGUCUCAGAAGAGCAGGAACCGACAGGCACGUGGGGGGGAGAUCACGGCCAGUCCUGCUGGCAGCGGGGAUGCAGCGAGGACAGGAGCUGCCGCGGUGCCCCGUGGGCAGCUGAAAGGCAAACGGAAGGUCCUGGCAGAGCCCAGUGGGACGGAGGUGUUGACCGUGGAUAAGAGGAGGAAGGAAGGGGAGGUGGCGGAGGGGGGAGGAGCUGGGAGCCUGGGGGAAGCCGUGAGGCAGGCGCGGCUGCGGGUUGCCCCCUCUGUGCAGGACUUCAAGUACAACAAGAAGCGAGUGCGUCUGGUCUCGCAGGGCUCUGACCUCAAGGAUGCUGCCAAGGGCGUUGUGUACUGGAUGUCUCGAGACCAGAGGGUGCAAGAUAACUGGGCUUUCCUGUACGCCCAGCGCCUGGCCCUGAAGCAGCAGCUCCCUCUGCACGUCUGCUUCUGCCUGGUGCCCAAGUUUCUGGAGGCCACCAUCCGUCACUUCGGCUUCAUGCUGAAAGGCCUGCAAGAAGUGGCUGAGGAGUGCCAGGAGCUGGACAUCCCCUUCCACCUGCUCAUCGGCUUUGCCAAGGACGUGCUGCCUGCCUUCGUGGCGGGCCGUGGCCUCGGCGGAGUGGUGACAGACUUCUCCCCGCUCCGCGUCCCCAUGCAGUGGGUGGAAGAGGUCAAGGAGAGGCUCCCGGGAGAUGUGCCCUUUGUACAGGUUGAUGCACACAACAUUGUCCCAUGCUGGGUUGCCUCAGACAAGCAGGAGUACGGAGCCAGGACAAUUCGACGGAAGAUCCAUGAUCGGCUCUCGGAGUUCCUCACGGAAUUCCCUCCCGUCAUCAAGCACCCGUACUCGUCCGCAGCCCCGGCAGAGCCCAUAGACUGGAACGCCUGCCACGCCAGCCUGCAGGUGGACUGCUCGGUGAAGGAGGUGACUUGGGCGACGCCGGGGACGGCCGCGGGGCUGGCUGUGCUGGAGUCGUUCAUAGGCGAGCGGCUGAAAUCCUUCGGCACCGACCGGAACAACCCAAACAGGACAGCGCUCAGCAACCUCUCGCCGUGGUUCCACUUUGGCCAGGUCUCCGUCCAGCGGGCCAUCCUGGAGGUGCAGAAAUAUCGCAGUAAAUACAAGGAGUCGGUGGAUGGCUUCAUCGAGGAGGCUGUGGUCCGCAGGGAGCUGGCCGACAACUUCUGCUACUACAACAGGAACUACGACAAGGUGGAAGGUGCGUACGACUGGGCCAAAACCACUCUGAAGCUCCACGCCCAGGACAAGAGGUCUCACCUCUACGAGCUGGAGCAGCUGGAGGAGGGGAAGACGCACGACCUGCUCUGGAACGCUGCCCAGCUCCAGAUGGUUCAUGAGGGGAAGAUGCACGGGUUCCUACGCAUGUACUGGGCCAAGAAAAUCCUGGAGUGGACCCGCUCCCCCGAGGAGGCCCUGAAGUUCGCCAUCUACCUCAACGAUCGCUAUGAGCUGGACGGCCGGGAUCCCAACGGCUACGUAGGCUGCAUGUGGUCCAUCUGCGGGAUCCACGACCAGGGCUGGGCCGAGCGGGCCGUGUUCGGGAAGAUCCGUUACAUGAACUACGCCGGCUGCAAGAGGAAAUUCGACGUGGGGCAGUUCGAGCGCAGAUACGAUCCCCGCAACCUGGGCCAGUAGGCCUGCGGGGGGGGGCAGCUCCUGCUGAAACCAGGACGGCUGGGGCUCGUGGGGUGGGGCCUCUGCUGGGCCUUUGAAUGUUUGCAUUUCCCCUGAAUACCAUUGAAAGGCCCGUGCCGCUGAGCCGAGAGCCAGCGGGGACUCGGCUGCCCUUGCCACGGUGCCUCUUGUCUACGGAUUCCCCCAAGGCAGCAGUUUGGGCGCAAUGCCAGGAGCUGGGGCAGCAAGCCUCCGCUUUUCCCUGGAUGCCCAAAGCUCUCUCUGGCACAGCCCUGGAUGUGCCACCUCCCCCUACUAGCCGGGGCCAGCUCUAAAAGCUCCUUUGAUAUUUCUAGAGGGGACAGGCUCGCCAGCCACCCCGCCUGCUCAGGGAGGAGACACUGUGCCUUUUCCAGCGUAGCCCUCGCCUGCAGCAGGUAGACAGGCCUGGUCUUAGAGCUCUGGGAUGGAAAACUGCAGCAUGUAGCUUCGCGCUUCUGCAUUGGUGGCGUCUAGAACGAGCUGCUGGGGGGCAGAGGUGGGGGAAUCUCAGAGCAGAUCCACUGCUGCUGGCAGGAUCUCAGCUUUCACGCCGAGCAGGGAAGAUGGGAGCUCCCGGGGUGAAACACACUGACCUCAAGUGGCUGCGUUACCUCGAGGGGCUUUCCCGCCCCACCCCAUGCAGAGAUGGAUGCUUGUCUCACCCCACGCAGGAAGCAUAGAAUCAUAGAAUAUCAGGGUUGGAAGGGACCUCAGGAGAUCAUCUAGUCCAACCCCUGCUCAAAGCAGGACCAGUCCCCAAAUGGCCCCCUCAAGGAUUGAACUCAUAACCCUGGGUUUAGCAGGCUCAAACCACUGAGCUAUCCCUCCCCCCUAAACACAGGCAGGGUUUUCAGAGUGGCUGUUACAGACCCCGCUGCAAAUCACUGGGCUUUUGUCUUAAACCUCACAACACCCAGCCCUGGUGUCCAGGUCAUUUCUGCAGCAGCCAGCAGCAUUUCGAUGGGAUCAGAGGAAGACGAGACCUGGAGCCGCCCAGCCCUUGCCCUAAAGCUUAGCAAGCUGCAGCUCAGUUCAGAGCAACGGUCCACCAGACUGGAUCUGCUCUGACAGCCUGAGAUGCUCCGGGGAUUGGGACAGUUGGGCACUACUGGCUACCCGCAGCCGCUAGUGCUGCACGAGGCCGUGAAGCAGAGGCCUAGACACGGUCAGCCCAGCAUGUUUUUAUGCGCGAGUGUCUCGUUUCUGGAGCGUUACUAAGCUCUCUGCUGCGUCUUGCACCUUUACAAAGGCGGCUCUUUCCAUGAGUGCGUCUGCCCUGACAUCAGCAGUUAGGGUUCCCCCCGUCAGCGUUAACAUUACCCAGAACACUAGCGGGCACUGUUGGGUCAAAGGUAAAGCCAAGAACAUACCUACACCCGCCUAUCCUGAACUGUGCAGCAUCGGGCCAGGGUUUAAUCCAACUGGAAUAUUGACUUAAAUGGUAAAUUGGAACAUCUCUUCCUGCAUCGCUUGGCUUUCUGGGCUGGUCACCCAUCCACAUCAGAACCAGGCCUGAUCCUGCUUAAUAACACAACUACAGAUUGAACCUCUCUAACCUGGCAUUCCCUGGUCUGGCAACAUCCAUGGUCUGGGAUAGAUGCCAACUCCAUGGGUGCUCCUGGGCUGGAGCGCCCAUGGGGAAAAAUUAGUGGGUGCAGAACAUUCACCAGUGCCAAGCUCCUCCCUCUGCUCCCCUCCCUCCACGCCGCUGCGGUACCAGCCUGGGGUGCGGACGGGUAAGGCUGGGAUCACAGCUGGGGAUGGCUGCGGAGCCUUGCAACCGGGACCCUGGACAGCAGGAGAGGGGCCGGUGACCAGGACCCGGGUAUUGGAGCCCCUGGGCAGGGGGCAACGCUGGCCGCAAACAGGGCCGG